Leptopilina heterotoma is the source of this 895-nucleotide messenger RNA. It is a transcript of the gene cni, whose product is annotated as protein cornichon. Gene Ontology annotation, biological process: endoplasmic reticulum to Golgi vesicle-mediated transport. The record is from RefSeq and is a predicted model, not a curated record. Lineage: Eukaryota; Metazoa; Arthropoda; Insecta; Hymenoptera; Figitidae. Bases 81 to 512 code for a protein of 143 amino acids. The transcript has 4 exons. Gene Ontology annotation, cellular component: endoplasmic reticulum membrane; COPII-coated ER to Golgi transport vesicle.
GCGCAAGAUAAGUUUUAAGAUGUCAUAAUUCGGAAAAUAUUUUGUUGUUGGGAGUUCAAAAAUUCAUAUAUACUCAAAAAAUGGUUUUUAACAUAGCCGCCUUUUCAUAUAUUGUCGCAUUAAUUUGUGACGCUGUUUUAAUAUUUUUUUCAAUAUUACACAUAAUUGCUUUUGAUGAGUUGAAAACAGAAUACAAGGAUCCAAUAGAGCAAUGUAAUAGUCUGAAUCCGCUUGUUCUUCCAGAAUAUGGAAUACACGUAUUUGUUAACUUUUUGUUCCUCAUAAGUAAUGAAUGGUUGUCAUUACUGCUAAAUGUUCCUCUGAUUGCAUAUCACAUUAAUAGGUAUCGUAACCGACCUGUUAUGUCGAGGCCAGGUCUCUAUGAUCCUACGAAUAUUUUAGACGCAACUAGUUUAUCAAAGUGCCAACGUGAAGGAUGGUUUAAAUUAGCCUUCUAUUUAAUUUCCUUCUUCUACUAUUUAUACGGAAUGAUCAGCUCUCUUAUUCAUUAGGAUUAUUUGAAAACUAAUUGUUUUUACCAUUUUUACAACAAAUCAUCAUCUCUAUCCAGGCGCGAAAUAAUUAGAGAGAGAAAUGCUGCUGACUUGCUUCCUACUUGGAUUUUUAAAAACAAAACAAUGUUCGUGACUUGCAAAAUAAUAAUACUGCAUAUUUUAUACUCAAGAUCAGUUUUCUUUUUGCAAUAAAAAAAAAAUGCUGUUUGUCAUAUUGUCAAAAACGGAAAAGUACAAAUUGAAUAUAUUUGUCAUCAGGUACAGACAUUUUUUUUAUAAUUUUCAUUAUAAAUGUACAUUAGUUUUUAAGCAGUGAAUUUGUUUUUGCAAAAAUUUGUAAAAUGUAAAUAUAGGUAAGAUGGAAUUUUUAAGUACCUAAA